Molecule: messenger RNA, 177 nt
Organism: Chondrus crispus (carragheen)
Lineage: Eukaryota; Rhodophyta; Florideophyceae; Gigartinales; Gigartinaceae
Exons: 1
Coding region: 1-177 (58 amino acids)
Source: RefSeq, a predicted model, not a curated record
AUGAAUUCUCUAUACGAUUUACAAGAUACUAUUCAAUUACAAUAUUGCUAUCCGUUUUCAAUUUCGUCGUCAGUGGCGGGACGCGACCCCAUAGGGUCCUCAUCAGAGUCGGCGUUACCAUAUUGUAGAUCCCGCGCAGACUCAGUUUCUAACUCUUUCUUCAGCUCGUUCAUGUGA